Molecule: messenger RNA, 594 nt
Organism: Procambarus clarkii (red swamp crayfish)
Lineage: Eukaryota; Metazoa; Arthropoda; Malacostraca; Decapoda; Cambaridae
Source: RefSeq, a predicted model, not a curated record
AUGGCUCUCCUGGCUGUCAGACACAUCCCUCAGCCCUUCCACACUGUCCGGGAUGUGCUCAACGAACCAUCGGCGAAACAUCCCUCCUCUCCAGACCUCCUCCUUUCCAGACCUCCUCCACUUCAGACCUCCUCCUCCGCCAAACCUCCACCUCUCUAUGCCUCCACCUCUCCAGAUCUCCACCUCUCCAGACCCCCAACUCUCCAGACCUCCUCCUCUCCCAGACCUCCACCUCUCCAGACCUCCACCUCUCCAGACCUCCUCCUCUCCAGAUCUCCACCUCACCAGACCUCCACCUUUCCAGACUUCCUCUCUAGACCUCCACCUCUCCAGACCUCCUCCUCUCCAGACCUCCACCUCUCCAGACCUCCUCCUCUCCAGACCUCCACCUCACCAGACCUCCACCUCUCCAGACCUCCACCUCUCCAGACCUCCUCCUCUCUAGACCUCCUCCUCUCCAGACCUCCUCCUCUCCAGACCUCCACCUCUCCAGACCUCCUCCUCUCCAGACCUCCUCCUCUCCAGACCUCCACCUCUCCAGACCUCCUCUCUAAACCUCCACCUCUCCAGACCUCCUCCUCUCCAGACCUCUAA